This is a messenger RNA of Cryptococcus deneoformans JEC21, 997 nucleotides long. RefSeq names its product expressed protein. The record is from RefSeq and is a predicted model, not a curated record. Lineage: Eukaryota; Fungi; Basidiomycota; Tremellomycetes; Tremellales; Cryptococcaceae. Bases 164 to 892 code for a protein of 242 amino acids. The transcript is spliced from 6 exons.
UUUAUCGCUGAUGACACAAGAAGCAAGUGCUAGUAGUAGUACCUGAAUCCGCAGCAGCGGCCUUGUCCGUUCCCAAGCUCGACAGCAUCAUCCUUCUGCCCGUUAAUUCCAUUUCGCGCAGACGGCCGGCAACAGCCUGAGUAACACCCGCAAGAAUAGCACUAUGAUCCCCUCACCCCGAUCCUUCCUUGCAGGUUGGAGACCUGAGACUCAAACGUCCCCAGAUAUUCCACCACUCGUAGCGGCCGAGAUCGCACAAGAAUAUGCGUCAUUGAGAGUUCCAAAUGGGUGCCCCAAAGGGAUGUUCCUCGUUCCCACAGAGGAAACGCUCUUGAGAUGGCAUGGUGUCCUCUUUCUACAUCAUGGUCCAUAUUCAGGAUCUAUCCUGCGCUUUACUGUUGAUUUCCCUUCGAACUAUCCUCAAAGUGGCCCUACAGUUCGUUUUAACUCAGAUGUAUUUCAUCCUCUGGUUGAUGCAAGGACAAAAAUAUGGCAUCCUCGAGGCAACAAAAUGCAAUGGAGACCAAAAGUGGAUCAUAUCUCCCGGCUAUUGCAUGAACUCAAGAGUAGUUUCAGCCGCGUGACUUUGGAUUUAAUUGAAGAGAGAGAGGCAGUAAACAAACACGUCUGGUCGCUAUACCAACACUCUCGCCAAACGUUCAUUUCCUUGACAGCUCAACGUGCUGUACACUCUGCGUCCCAAACGGUUCUCUUCCCCGCUGUCUACUCUCAAUCUCCAUCAUCCACGACCCCUCCAAGAAGGCGACAAACAUCCUUGAAUAGCUUAUCUUCUGAUGAUGGAUUGGGGCCAACUGAGCCUCUAAUCAAUUUUAAAGAGGUUAACCUUGAUGAGAAAGAACAGCUAUUGGCCCGGCUGAGAAGUGCUUAUUAAUAGGGUGACAAAUAAGCGUAACAAACUCUGUUAUAUGUUAGUCAUGUGAUUACACUGUUUAUCUUCAUUCUCCUCAUCAACAAUCAAUGAAGCUUGACUUCUUUA